Molecule: messenger RNA, 2035 nt
Organism: Sus scrofa (pig)
Lineage: Eukaryota; Metazoa; Chordata; Mammalia; Artiodactyla; Suidae
Gene: TMEM51
Product: transmembrane protein 51
Source: RefSeq, a predicted model, not a curated record
ACCCAGAGCGCGCCCAGGGCACCCGGAGGGUGAGAAGCCCGGUGGAGGGCCUGAGCUGACUCGCUUUUCAAAAACUGCUUCCUCCUUUCCUACCUCCGCCCAUCAAUCACCUCAGUCAACUCACAAGGCACCAGCUCCUGGCGGUGCAGGCGGUCCCCAGUGCCCAGAUCCUGCCCGAAGGUGGAAAGGGAGGCGGCGGCCUCCCCGGGAGGAUGAGGAGGGGUUGGCCAGGGCUCUUGGUGGCCAGGUGGGUCCUUAAUUCAAGAUUUUAGCAUGAAGACUUGUCAGGCCUGCCCAGAGCCUCCCCAGGUAACCACAGACCUCCCAGCCGCAACGGUCCACCUGGGAUGCCUCGCAUCUGCUUGAAACCAGCCCUUGAAACCAGAGUCUGACUGCUGUCUUCUUAGUGUGGCACUAGGGUUUUCCUUCAGGGCAUUUAAGGGUUUUUUGUUGUUGUUGCUGCUGCUGCUGCUGCUGCUGCUGCUUUGUAUUUAUUUAUUUUCUUCCUUUGACCCCGGCUCUUGCCCUGCCCCACCUGGCAAGAUGGCCCAGUCCAAGGCCAAUGGCUCACACUAUGCGCUGACCGCCAUCGGCCUGGGGAUGCUUGUCCUCGGGGUCAUCAUGGCCAUGUGGAACUUGGUCCCCGGGUUCAGUGCUUCUGAAAAGCCGACCGCUCAGGGGAACAAUAAGACAGAAAUCGGGAGCAGCAUCCUCAAGAGCAAGACCUUCUCCGUGGCCUACGUGCUGGUGGGCGCUGGGGUGAUGCUCCUGCUGCUGUCCAUCUGCCUGAGCAUCCGGGACAAGAGGAAGCAGCGGCAAGGCGAGGAGCUGGCGCACAUCCAGCAGCCGGGGGUCGAGCCUCACGCCCAGGAGGAAGACAGCCAGGAAGAGGAGGAGGAGGCCUCUUCAAGGUACUAUGUCCCCAGCUACGAGGAAGUGAUGAACACGAAUUACUCGGAAGCGAGGGAACCGGACCAGAACCCCAGGAUGAGCAUUUCUCUCCCCUCCUAUGAGUCUCUGACGGGGCUGGACGAGACGACCCCCACCACAACUAGGGCCGACAUAGAGACCAGCCCAGGGAACCCCCCCGACAGGCAGAACUCCAAGCUGGCCAAACGCCUGAAGCCGCUGAAAGUUCGAAGGAUAAAAUCCGAAAAGCUGCACCUCAAAGACUUUAGGAUCAACCUGCCAGACAAAAAUGUGCCUCCCCCAUCCAUCGAGCCUUUGACUCCCCCUCCACAGUACGAGGAGGUCCAGGAGAAGGCCCCCGAUGCCCGGCCUCCCGACUGACGGACCCUCCCGGGCGUGUUCCCUCCUGUCACUCAUCCUCUGCACCAACAGACCCCAGAUGAAGCCACUACAGUCACUGUUGAGAAGCGGAGGGGCCGGAUGUGUACUUAGCAGUUUGGCCUGGGGGUGGGGGAGGUGAGAGGUUCUGGGAUUUAGGAGCGACUCUGCUGUCCCCAGACCCUCAUGUAGCAGGUGCAUCGGAAAGAGCUGCUGCCUUGGAUCUCGGGAUGCAGUGACCCCAUCCAGGGACUCGGCACACAAGCAUCUUCCCUGUUCUUGCUCAGCUCUGAAUGGUCCAGGACAGCCCUCCUCAAUCCAGUUAGGAAAGGAUACCCAGCAGCUGGUUUAGUGUGUCUGGUUUUGUUUUGCUUCCACUAGGACAGUUUGGUUCCCAAAAGAUAACAAGUUAAUGCCUUUGCUCUCUCACUGGCGUCCCUAACUGUGGGUAGGAGAUAGGACCAGCUUUGUAGAAAGGACAUGGGCCCGUUUCAUGAGUUAAGCAAAACGAGAGGCUGGAGGAUUACAUGGGGGUGAGGCCUGGGGUGGAGGGAGGGGUUCUCAGAGCCCCUAAUGCCAUCAGUUCUUGUGAGGGCCCAAGGCCUGAGGAUGCACAAGAUCCUCGUUUUAAUCGGUCGACUUUACUCGUCUCAUGUGAAAUGGCAAAAAAGGAAAAGCUGUAUGAGAUGUUCUGUUCCCUCUAAAGCCGUGCAGUUGAGCUUUUUGUAAUAAAAUGUUUUAUAUGUCA